AUGGGAUCGAAUAAACAACUACCAACCUUGAAAUGGGGGAUUAUAGGAACCGGGUUGAUUAGCACUUGGUUUGUAAGAGAUAUUUUGCUCAAUAGAGAGGACGCUAAAGGAAUUCAUGAAAUUCAUGCAAUUGGUUCUUCUAAUGAAUUGAAAGGGAACGAUUUUGUUAACAAAUUUGACAAAUUACAAAGGAACAGACCAUUUAUUGGAUCAUAUGAUGAAGUUUAUGCAAGACAGGACGUUGACAUCAUUUAUAUUGGCUUGCCGCAUGUAUUUCAUAAGGAACAAGCUUUGAAGGCCAUUGAUCAGGGAAAGCAUGUCCUAGUAGAAAAACCAGCUACUAUUAAUGCUAAAGACUUUGAAGUGCUAAUCAAAGCAGCUAAAUCUAAGAAUGUGUUCUUGAUGGAAGGUGUCUGGGUAAGAUUUAAGCCCAUUAUAUUGGAACUACAACACUUGAUUAUGAAAGAAAAAAUAAUUGGUGAUGUGUAUAGAAUGUUUGCGGAUUUUGGAAUUGAUAAAAAGUUGGACAACUUAUCCGAUAAUUCCAGAUUGAAAAAUGCUAAUCUUGGUGCUGGUUCUCUUUUAGAUAUUGGAAUUUAUCCUUUGACGUACGCAAGAUUAUUUCUUGAUGAAAGAUUAGGUGAUAAUCACAAGAAAUUUGACGUUGUUGGAUUACAAACCCUCAGGAAUAACAUAGACAGCAUGUCGAGUGCAGUGCUCAAAUAUGAAGAUGGCAAGCAAGCAAUUAUUACAUCAACUAUGUAUAACAAUUCGCAGGAGAAUUUUGUCAAGAUCGAUGGUGAACUUGGAUCGAUCGAAAUAGGCGGAAUUGGUGGAUCAAUGCCUACGAAAUAUAAAAUCACCUUCAAGAAUAAAGAAUCCAAACCAAUUGAAAAGGAAUUUCCAUCUCAGGGUGACUAUGGAUUAGGAUUUCAGUACGAGGCAGAUGCUAUCGCAGAGGAUAUUUCACAAGGGAAAAUCCAAAAUGAUCUUCUUCCCUUGGAUGAGAGUUUAUUGAUUCUCAGGACUUUAGACGAAAUCAGAAGACAAGGGGGCCUUAUUUAUCCUCAAGAAACUUAA
Molecule: messenger RNA, 1080 nt
Organism: Debaryomyces fabryi
Lineage: Eukaryota; Fungi; Ascomycota; Pichiomycetes; Serinales; Debaryomycetaceae
Product: Gfo/Idh/MocA family protein
Exons: 1
Coding region: 1-1080 (359 amino acids)
Molecular function (GO): nucleotide binding
Source: RefSeq, a predicted model, not a curated record